Messenger RNA from Oncorhynchus tshawytscha (Chinook salmon), 2615 nucleotides. Its product is annotated as methionine synthase reductase. Bases 150 to 2396 code for a protein of 748 amino acids. Gene Ontology annotation, molecular function: flavin adenine dinucleotide binding; [methionine synthase] reductase (NADPH) activity; FMN binding. Gene Ontology annotation, biological process: homocysteine metabolic process. The transcript has 15 exons. NCBI's taxonomy places the organism in Eukaryota, Metazoa, Chordata, Actinopteri, Salmoniformes, Salmonidae. Gene Ontology annotation, cellular component: cytosol. The record is from RefSeq and is a predicted model, not a curated record.
UCCUUCCUGGUGUAUGUCGUGCGUCACAAGUGACGUAACUUCUGGGUAGGAUUUGUACAGCGCUGAACGUGUUCAAAGGUUUAUACAAUGUCACCAAAGGAAUUCCACUGGGAUCUGCUACGAGCUCUUCAACUUUCCGAUCGUGUAGAAUGCCUUGUGAGUUAAAGCCUCGGUUCCUGGUUCUGUACGGGUCUCAGAAAGGCCAGGCCCAGUCCAUAGCCGAGGGGAUAGCUGACGAGGCCGAGGAGAGGGGACUGUUUGCUGAUAUCUGCUGCUUGAGUGAAGGACACAAGUUUAACUUGGAGAAGGAGAGUUCUCCUGUGGUGUUCGUUGUGUCUACCACAGGGGAUGGGGACCCACCAGAUACAGCCCAGAAGUUUGUCAAGAGGAUCAAGAAAAAGACCCUGCCCCGUGACCUCUAUGCACACCUCUGCUAUGCUUUUUUAGCUCUGGGCGAUACAAACUAUGCAGAUUUCUGCAAAUGUGGGAAGACUAUUGACAGCCGUCUACUGGAUCUUGGUGCUAAACAUUUCUAUGCAACAGGACAUGCAGACGACGGUGUAGGGCUCGAAUUGGUGUUGGACCCCUGGCUUGAAGGACUGUGGGAGGCGAUCAGAGGUGCGUUAUCCAAGAUGGCCGCCCCUCAGCCUGAGAGAGAUGGCCAUGUUAGGGACCAGAGAGUAUCGUCAAACGAAACGCCAGAAUCGUCAGCAACAGACAUCAAACUCCACCUCCUGAGUCUCAACGAAUCAGAAUCCCAAAUCACCAAAUCCCUCACAACAGCAGCAAGUGCUAAGACUGAUUCUUUGGCUGUUUUAGCAUCAGAGACCGGGAGCUCAGUUACUGAUCUCAUAACGGUGUCAGCGACCGACAACACUGGGACUGCUCUUAAACUUGAUAGUGUUGUCUCUGAACGCAAGUCAGUGUUGACGACACAGAGUGGACAGACUGGGGCUCCCCCUGCUGUUGUAGAGGCCUCUCUGACACGCUCCUUGCCUCCGCUGUCUGAGUUGGCCCUCAACAUCCCAGCUCUGCCUCCACCCUACCUGGAUGUCAUGCUUCAGGAAGCCACCAUAGAAGAAGAGACCAAUGCUCCGGUCAGUAAGGAGACUCUUCACGAGGUUCCCAUCUCCAGGGCAGUCCAGCUGACCAGAGACGACUCAGUUAAAACAGCCCUUCUGAUCGAGAUUGACAUCUCAUCCCACCCUAUGGCCUACCAGCCUGGGGACUCGCUUGAUGUGCUGUGCCCUAACAGAGCCUCCGAGGUGGGGGAGCUGCUCCGUAGACUGGGCCUAGAGGAUCAGAAGAGCAACCGCAUCCAGCUCUCACUACGAAAAGAAACCAAGAAGAAAACUGCUCAGAUCCCCUCCUACAUCCCAGAGAACAGCACUCUGCACUACCUGCUCACCUGGAGUCUGGAGAUCAGGACUGUCCCUAAGAAGGCGUUCCUCCGUUCCCUGGUGGAGUGUACAGGAGACAGUGGUGAGAAGAGGAGACUACAGGAGCUGUGUAGUAAACAGGGAUCAGCCGACUACAACCUCUAUGUCAGAGACCACAACCUCGGCCUAUUGGACCUGCUCACGGCUUUCCCCGCCUGCCAGCCCCCUCUCAGCCUCCUCAUAGAACAUUUGCCCAAACUGCAACCAAGACCGUACUCCGCGGCAAGCUCCAGUUUAAGACAUCCAGGUCGGCUGCACUUUGUUUUCAACAUCAUAGAGUUCCCAGCUUGCGCUGGGAGACCCGUGGGGAGGCGUGGCCUGUGUACUGGUUGGCUCUCUGACCUAGUUGAUCCCAUCCUGGUGCACCCUGGGAAGGCUCAGUCCUCCAGCACCCCAGCCCUCCCUAAGGUCCAUGUGUGUGUGCGUCAGAACUGCUCCUUCCGCCUGCCCUCUGACCUCUCCAAACCCUUCAUCAUGAUUGGACCAGGCACCGGGGUUGCACCCUUCAUUGGAUUCCUACAACAAAGGGAGAAGGAGAGGGAGGAAAACCCAGAGGUGGAGUUCAGUGAGACCUGGCUGUUCUUCGGUUGUCGCCAUAGAGACCGAGACUUCCUGUUUAGAGAGGAGCUGCAGGGGUUUGUGGCCAAUGGAACCCUCACCCAUCUGAAAGUGUCUUUCUCACGGGACACUCCGGAAGGAACAGAAACACAGACCGAGACGGGACCCAGAUACGUCCAACACAACCUGCUCAGCCAUGCCAAAGACAUCGUCAACCUCCUCCUCAAGGAGAAUGGGUACCUCUAUGUCUGCGGUGAUGCUAAGAACAUGGCUAAAGAUGUAAACGACACCCUGAUAGAGAUGGUAUCAGCAGAGCUUCAGCUGGAUAAACUGGACGCCAUGAAAAGACUGGCCGGACUCAGGGAGGAGAAACGUUAUCUUCAGGACAUCUGGAGCUGAAAGAAUUCACACCCCUUGACUUUUUCUACAUUUUUUUUUCGUGUUACAAGUUGGGAUUGAAAUGUAUGUAAUUGUCAGGCCAGCAUCCCGGAGUCGCCUCUUCACUUUUGACGUUGAGACUGGUGUUUUGCAGGUACUAUUUAAUGAAGCUGCCAGCUGAGGACUUGUGAGGCGUCUGUUUCUAAAACUAGACACUCUAAUGUACUAGUCCUCUUGCUC